Boleophthalmus pectinirostris (great blue-spotted mudskipper) is the source of this 2073-nucleotide messenger RNA. RefSeq names its product ribonucleoside-diphosphate reductase subunit M2. The record is from RefSeq and is a predicted model, not a curated record. The transcript has 10 exons. Gene Ontology annotation, cellular component: cytosol. Gene Ontology annotation, biological process: deoxyribonucleotide biosynthetic process. Lineage: Eukaryota; Metazoa; Chordata; Actinopteri; Gobiiformes; Gobiidae. Gene Ontology annotation, molecular function: ribonucleoside-diphosphate reductase activity, thioredoxin disulfide as acceptor. The coding region runs from base 140 to 1282 and encodes 380 amino acids.
CGGAGCGGCGCGUCAGUGUCUCCUGCUCCUCCGCUCUGUCCGCUCCGCCAAAGCCGCUUCACGAGUUUUACUUCCCGCUUUUUUACACUUUUAACUUAUUUUAUUUAUUGUCUCGUCGCGUUUUAACUGAACCGUAAAGAUGCUGUCUGCGCGCUCUCCUCUGUCCGUGAAGAACCAAAACUCCGUGAGCAACAAAAUGAGCGUUUUGAGCCUGGACAAAGAAAACACGCCUCCGAGCCUGAACAACACCCGCAUCUUGGCUUCGAAAACGGCGCGGAAGAUCUUCUCGGAGUCCACGCCCAAGUCCCAGUGUGAGGAGGAGCCUCUGCUGAAGGAAAACCCACGACGCUUCGUCAUCUUCCCCAUUCACUACCACGACAUCUGGACCAUGUACAAGAAGGCCGAGGCCUCCUUCUGGACCGCAGAGGAGGUGGACCUGUCCAAAGACCUGCAGCACUGGGAGACUCUGAAGGACGAGGAGAGGUUCUUCAUUUCUCACGUUUUGGCUUUUUUCGCCGCCAGCGACGGAAUCGUCAACGAGAACCUGGUGGAGCGCUUCAUGCAGGAGGUGCAGGUGACGGAGGCCAGAUGUUUCUAUGGGUUCCAGAUCGCCAUGGAGAACAUCCACUCAGAGAUGUACAGUCUGCUCAUCGACACCUACAUCAAAGACUCACAGGAGAGAGAGUACCUGUUCAACGCCAUCGAGACUCUUCCCUGUGUGAAGAAAAAGGCCGACUGGGCUCUGAACUGGAUCGGCAACAAGAACGCCACCUACGGGGAGCGUGUGGUGGCGUUCGCCGCUGUCGAGGGGAUCUUCUUCUCUGGAUCCUUCGCCGCCAUUUUCUGGCUCAAGAAACGAGGCCUGAUGCCCGGACUGACCUUCUCCAACGAACUCAUCAGCAGAGACGAGGGUCUUCACUGUGACUUCGCCUGCCUCAUGUUCAAACACCUGGAGAACAAACCGAGCUCGUCCACCGUGGAACGAAUCAUCAGGGACGCCGUCGCCAUCGAGCAGGAGUUCCUGACGGAGGCUUUGCCCGUCAAACUCAUCGGGAUGAACUGUGACCUCAUGAAGCAGUACAUCGAGUUUGUGGCCGACCGACUUCUGCUCGAGCUCGGAUUCACCAAGUUGUAUCGCUCGGAGAACCCGUUUGACUUCAUGGAGAACAUUUCUCUGGAGGGAAAGACCAACUUCUUUGAGAAGAGAGUGGGAGAGUAUCAGAGGAUGGGCGUCAUGUCCGGGACCACGGACAACACCUUCAGACUGGACGCCGACUUCUGAGAGCCACGACGUCACAGCGCCACGGCCAAUCAGAGCGCUCCGUCUGACCCGCCCCAGGGCCAAUCAGAGCGCUCCGUCUGACCCGCCCCAGGGCCAAUCACAGCGCUCCGUCUGACCCGCCCCAGGGCCAAUCAGAGCGCUCCGUCUGACCCGCCCCAGGGCCAAUCAGAGCGCUCCGUCUGACCCGCCCCAGGGCCAAUCACAGCGCUCCGUCUGACCCGCCCCAGGGCCAAUCAGUUCACUGCAAUAAUAAAACACUCAGGGGACGUUGUUGAACUUUUCAGACACAAAAAGCCUCAAGUUUAAUUUUGCACUGACUCUUUCCUCAGACUCAGACUCUGACCUGAGUCUCUGUCCUGCUCUGUCCUGGUCGUCGUUGUUCUCACAGGUUUUCAUCAGUUUACUUCUGAAAUGUUUUUAUUUCAAGCUCAAGUCUCCAUCUUUUUUUUUUUUUUUUUCCCUCUGUUGGAGAUGAACUCAAACUGAACGUUUCUGCGCCGCUCGUCUUUUGUUUUAAACUCCUUAAAAUGAUAAAGUUGAGCUGAAAUCAGGGUCGUACUCGUCCCUCUGAGGAGCUGCUGGUUCGACUGUUUCCCUCUGACUUUACGCCUUUGUGUCUUUGGGCAGGACACUUCUCCCUGUCGUCGUGUGUUUGGUGUUUGUGGAGUUUGAUGUUUGUGUGUUUGGUGGAGUCGUCGGGUUUAACGCUGUAGAUGUUUUUAUAUUUGUAAGUUGUAAAUUUGCUGUAAAUAUUUUAGUGAUGAAAUAAAUGUGACUGUGCUCACCUCUGA